GCACGAAGUGUUUGAGAGAAGAACAAAAACUAAGCUUUCAGGCUGCAAAAUGAAGCUUCUCCUCCUCACAAUGUUUGUGGCGACCAUCUGCUAUGUGAACGCAGGGAAGAAACAUCUGUUGGCUGCUCUGAAUGCUGGCCUGAUGGCAGGUAUGAACAGAGGAAUGAUGGCAGGUGUGAAUGGAGGAAUGGCAAAUGGAGCCAUCCCUGGGAUGUUGGUUGGAGGCCUGAACGCACCCAUGGUAGCUGGCGGGGGGGCAGGUGUUCUUGGGCAGCCUCAGUUCGCUCAGUUUGUUCCUGGACUUCGUGCUUUUGCUGUUCCGGCUCCGGUUCCUAACCUGUACCCAGUCCCUGUGCUUCCUCUCCUGGGACUCCCUCAGACGGCACCGAUGAAUCCUCCUCAGCAGCCUCUGCUGGGGAACGUGGGUGGCGCCGUGCAGCAGCAGCAGCAGCUUCCUCCUCAGCUGGACCCUCUCAGGAGAUUCAGGCGUCAGACUGAGAAACAGGACGGCACCUUUAAGACCACCGUGGACACUCAGAUUCCCGCCCCGACUGAAGCGAUGGCAACAGCUCCGUGUGGCAGAGAAGGCCGGCAUGAAUAUGAUUAAGAAGAAGCUUAUAACAUAACUUACAUGAUUUUGUCAGUCACCAGCGAUCAUUGAAGCUCUGUGUUAUGUUUCAUCCUGAGAGUCACUUUUGAAUGAAUCUCAAUAGAAAACAAUUGAAUCAACUUAAAAGUUCACUGUCCAUUAAAAAUAAAUCA
This is a messenger RNA of Chelmon rostratus (copperband butterflyfish), 762 nucleotides long. It is a transcript of the gene scpp9, whose product is annotated as secretory calcium-binding phosphoprotein 9. Bases 50 to 607 code for a protein of 185 amino acids. NCBI's taxonomy places the organism in Eukaryota, Metazoa, Chordata, Actinopteri, Chaetodontiformes, Chaetodontidae. The record is from RefSeq and is a predicted model, not a curated record. The transcript is spliced from 9 exons.